UUUGUACAAAGUUCCUGUCUUUAGUAUCCAGCUAACCGAGACAGAGGGGAGGGAUUGGCGGGGGAGAAGGCCUUUUCAACUUUGAUUAAGCUCCAGCGGAUCUUACGGCAAAGAUUACUAACGUAAAAUAAGUGAUAGUUGGGGGGGCAUAUUCGACAAAUUCAUCCGUUUGGAUGCUAUGCUUGACGAAACGAGAAACGAUAGCAGAGAAACUUUGAUCAACGCUAUCCGACUGCUCCGAGGCUGCAGCUUGGCAGAGGGAGGCUUGACGCAUGAGCGAUGUGUUCCAGUGGGCGCCUGUGUGGCCCGAGUGGGAGAGUGUCACGGAGCUCAAGCAAUGGGGGCAGUUCCAGUGGAUCUCAGUAUGCCCUGUGUGCACUGGGUGUGGGCCUCAUUGCCCUGGGCAUUGUGAUGAUUGUGUGGAGUGUCGUGCCUUCCAGUGCUGCUAGUAGUAAUAGCAGCAGUGGGAAGCCUGUAGAUGAUUCGAUGGACACUAAAGGCAAGACCUCUUCAGUGGCAUUUGUGCUGGUGGGCGCGGGUGUAGCCAUGCUGCUGCUCUCCAUCUGCCUGAGCGUGAGGAAUAAACACCGUCAACAACGCCAUGAAACCCAGGACGUCGACAGACACUUUGGUGACAACCUGGCCGAGCAGCACAGGGAGAUGCCAGAGGUCCCUGUUUCAAGGUAUGAUGUGCCGAGCUAUGAAGAGGUCAUUGGCAGCCAAGAAUACCCAGUUCGACAAAGCAACCUGCGCAACAGCACCUCCCUGCCAUCCUAUGAGUCACUGGCUGAUGCCCUGGACAAUGAGACCAACCCACUGCCAGUCAACACCAGGGAAGAGCCUUCCCAAACUCUGUCAAUCCCAGAUGCAACCCUGCCACCCCCUGAGCCACAGCCCCCACAUGUGACCACAACAACAAUUCAACCUUCUAGCCGGAACUCCCAUUCUAGCUGGAAAAUGAAACCUCUCAAAGUGAGGCGAAUUAAAUCUGAGAAGUUACACCUCAAGGACAUCCGGCUCAACAUACGCAGCCCUGCCCAGGGAGGCCUGGUCACCAUUGAACCCCUCACACCCCCUCCCCAGUAUGAGGACAAAGUGCCUGAUAUGUGAGGAUGUCUGUUGUCCCUUGGGGAAAGGCUGCUGUUGGGGUGUGUGCUUUUCCAUGGCAUGCCUUGUUUACCAGGAGUUUGUGGCAGGGUACCCCAGUGGAUAUAGUAUACAGGGCACCCGUUUCGUUUCUCUUAUGAGCUGGUGGGGGGAGGAGGCACAGCAAUGCUGCAUUCUGCUGUUGUCACUGUUGGAUUUUUGAGACAGGCAAAUGGGAUUACAUCCAGUUGGCACACUGCUGGCACCUUGUUUGAUUUCAAGAAAAUCAAUAUCUAAAGCAUCUAUUUUCUGCAAUGUUGACUUUGUGUUUCAUGGUUGAAAAUGGCAUACUGAUAUAUUUGAGUAGGGGUGCAAUCCCAUAAGACAUGAUAAAACCUGGGUUAAUGCAAAUUAAAUCUGUACAAGGUGAUGAUGUCACUAUUAUUUGUAAGAUGAUUAAUUAUCUCUUAAUAGAACUACAAGUUUGUAGUAGCAAAUUCCCAAAUAAAGCUACAUUAAUUCUAAAGGACUAAAAUUACAGCUGGCAUUCAUCAACCUGGGCUUCAAAGAACAGCUACUGAAGCAACUAUUCAGAUGGCUCAUCACACUCCUUUCCUCUCCAAAUAUUGAUAUACAAGUUAAUCCUCAGGUGAAUGGUGGUACAGCAUAGUAUCAUAGUAAACUAGAUUACUUAAAUCUGCAAAAUGAUUUUUUUAUAUGAACGGUUUUUCAAAUACACUUGAGCUUCAUUAAGUUGAAUUAGUCUGAAGAUGUGCUAUCAUGUUUUCGAUGUCUUCAUUACUCUUCUGUGCCACAAAAUAAAAAAUAUUUCUUAUUG
Lepisosteus oculatus (spotted gar) is the source of this 1924-nucleotide messenger RNA. RefSeq names its product transmembrane protein 51b (gene tmem51b). The record is from RefSeq and is a predicted model, not a curated record. Lineage: Eukaryota; Metazoa; Chordata; Actinopteri; Semionotiformes; Lepisosteidae.